GAAACUUUUUUGUGGGACUGAAGGAAUAACACAUAGAGCUUCACACUCUUUUACAUUCACCACAAGUAUUUUCUAUUAUUCCACGUCAUACUCAUUUACAUUCCAUCAUAACACAUAGAGCUUAAACUGCUAAGAGAGUAAUAGACAAUCCCACGAAAUUCAACAUCACCAGAAAUGACAGGAAGCAGGAAUUUUCUCGAUAUUUUAUUCUUUAAUAAUGUUUCAGUUUCUGCACGCUCCGCUACCACGCUCAUUACCAGGAAGCUUAAAGAGUUCCCAAAUCCUCUCCAUUACUCGUCUUCGUCGUCUUCUUCUUCGCCAAAUCGCUCUCUUCCUGCUGCAGCACACCAUGCCAAGGCGAUCAAAGACGGGUCGUUAACCCGGAGCUUGCAUCUGCGCAACUGUCUCUUGACUCGCUACGCCAAAAGCAGCCGCUUAGACUCCGCCCGCAAGCUGUUCGACGAAUUUCCCCACAGAGACGUCCGGUCCUGGACGAUAAUUCUCUCCGGCCUGGCUCGGUCCGGGUCGUGUCAAGAAGCGCUGGGCAUCUUCUCGAGGAUGCUGGAAGAAGGCGUCGUGGUCCCGAACAAAUUCACACUGUUCGGCGUCUUGAAGUGCUGCGGUUCCGGCGUCGGGGAUGGGCUGAGAAAAGGAAAGGCUCUCCAUUGUUGGAUGGUCAUUCGUGGGGUCGAAGCAGACACUGCUCUUGACAAUGCCAUUCUUGAUUUCUAUGUGAAGCACGACGAGUUUGGGUGGGCAGAGAAGUUCUUUAGAACAAUGGACAGUAAAAAUGCUUCGUCAUGGAACAUAAUGCUGGCGGGGCGCGUAAGAAUGGGAGACAUGGAGAGGUGUGUGGAGUUCUUCCGGACAAUGGAGGUAAAAGCCACGUCGAGUUGGAACAUAAUAAUGAGCGGGCUUUUGGUGCACGGGUUCGCGGGUCGCGCGUUGGAAAUGAUGCAUGAAUUGUCUAGACACGGACGCCCGGCGUUUAACAGACUCACGUAUUCGAUAUCGCUGAAGCUGGCGUCUUGUUUGGUUAGUUUUGAAGUAGGGAGACAGAUUCACGGCAAAGUCAUAAGGGACGGUAGGUUUCGAGACGAUUCUUUGAGGACUUCGCUUAUCGAUAUGUAUUGGAAAUGUGGACGGUUGGAGAAAGUAUCUGCAUUUUUUAAGAUCUGAGAGCCAAUUUAAUACUGAUAACACCCACUGCAGGGAAAGUUUUCAAUCAUUCUUAAAGAGUUGAGUAACUUAUAAUCAUUUCUCAACAAGACUUUGUAUCUUCAUUAACUCUCGUAUACAGUAUAGUAUAAAGAAGUUGUCACGCU
Molecule: messenger RNA, 1325 nt
Organism: Cuscuta campestris
Lineage: Eukaryota; Viridiplantae; Streptophyta; Magnoliopsida; Solanales; Convolvulaceae
Source: the annotation of a GenBank genome assembly